This is a messenger RNA of Puccinia graminis f. sp. tritici CRL 75-36-700-3, 3827 nucleotides long. RefSeq names its product TKL protein kinase. Gene Ontology annotation, biological process: protein phosphorylation. The record is from RefSeq and is a predicted model, not a curated record. Lineage: Eukaryota; Fungi; Basidiomycota; Pucciniomycetes; Pucciniales; Pucciniaceae. The coding region runs from base 58 to 3255 and encodes 1065 amino acids. Gene Ontology annotation, molecular function: ATP binding; protein kinase activity. The transcript is spliced from 6 exons.
UAACUACCAUCACAAGAAAACCAACAUCAACCACAACAAACAAACAAACAAACAAACAUGAGACUCAACCGACAACAACAACAACAGCAUCGAACAAAGAAACGGAAAACGGUCAACAGCACAACAGCAGCAGCAGCAGCAGUCGACUACAACAGCUCAGUCGACUCAUCAACAUCAGCAUCAGCAUCAUCAUCCUCAUCAGCUGAAGAAGCAAACUACAGCAACAAACUACCACCACCUCGGAACCGACUCAGAACCCAUUCAAGCAACCGAACGGCUGCAGUCAGAGUCCUAUCACCACUACCUCCCAACGCCUGUCUACCAAGAAAAUUUGCCACUCUGCCCGCCCAUCUCAAUCGACUAUGUAACCACCAUCCAUCAAUCCAACCUGGCAUCAUCCCAUUCAAGACCCAGCACCACCCUCAUCAGAUCAUCAAAUCUAGACCACUCUGUGGCUCACUCUCAAACAGUAAUACUGCUACUACUACUACUACUACUACUACCACUACUACCAGAUCAAACAGAAAACGAAAACGGACGACAACCCGAGCCAAAACGAUGCCCGAGCAGGAAGACCACCAAUCUGCAAACGAAAACACUCGCCAGGUCAUGGUCCUCAUCAACCACUCACGCUCCCCCAGACUAGCUCGAACAUUCAGCCAUAGUGGUGACUCAAAUAGUAGAUCAUCCAGCCAAGACCCUCAUCUGAUACCUGAAGCGGCGGCCUAUUACAUCCAUCAAGCCUCAAAAGCUCAACUCUUACGAUUACGGAGAGACCAAUUGAUUCAACUCAUCAAAACCGGCUGGGCUAAGCAAGAUAGGAGCGAAGAGGAGGAAGAAACUGAUCACAAGAAUAAAGACUCUCUGGCUGCCUUUAUCACCGAUGCGCGAACCAACCCAAAUAAACACUCAAUCAUUCUCCCUUCACAAUCCCAACCAUCCUCUGCAGCCACACGGAUCGAGCAAAAAUCAAGCAAAGACAAUUCCCAAGAGCAGACCACAUCCUCUCAACCCUGGCCAGUGACGCGAUUGCAGACACGUGUUAAGAGCUUGCCGGGCCAGAAUAAGCAGAUGGAUGCUGGCCGAGAAACACGUCAAAAUGGGACGAUGGCGCGCUCGCGUUCUCAACAACGAAAGUCAACCACUGAGGCCCAGCAAGCCCCGGCGACGACUCGGAAGACGCGCAGUGCGACGCAAGCAACCAGCCAAUCUUUGAUCCACAGUAGCAGUAGCAGCUGGAGUAGCAGCUUGAACUCGGAGCGGCCGGUCGAAGAACCUCCGGCGACUCGGACCCCACGACGUCACUCGAACCGACGCAAGGCGGUCAAGUUCAUCGGCCACCGCUCUGGCGGACCCACACCGAUCGCCUAUCGCACUCGGCGCUCCUCAAACCAUCGCUCGGCCACUCGCCCCUUAAUCUCUUCUAGAUCUCGCAGCGCCCGUAGUGCGAAUACUCCUACUAAUAGACCGCCCGCUCGUCACGAAGUGGUGACACCGACUAGAAGUACGCGUAAGCUCAGGAACGGCAAGGUGAUACCGCUGAAGAAGAUGAUGGACGAGCAGGCCGAUGACGAUCUCUUGCUCGAUGCGAGUGAGACUGCCACUACGGAGAAUGAUGAUGCUGAACGAGCGCAAAGCGAUAAUGCUGAAGGCAGUGCUGAGGAUGAUAGUCGGGAGCAUGAAAAUGAAAAUCAAAAAAAAGAUCAAGCAGCGGGUCAGACCGAAUCAGAAAGUGAUAUCGAGAUCUGUCGCGCUCAAUCUGAUCCAAGUCAAGCAACCAACUCAGAUGAAGAUGCCUUCGAUAUCGCAGAUGAUGAUGAUGAUGAGAUUCAGAUAGAUUCAGAAGGCGAUGGAGAAGAAGACGAAACAUUGGUUGAUCUGAGCCAGGCGACUUCGAAAGGUCUCCUGCGACUUAAACGUGAUAAUCUGGUCAAGCUGUGUGAGGAGAGAGAGCUCGAAGCCGACGGGACGAAGAAAGACUUAGUACAGAGCCUACUCGCUUGGCGAGACACCAACGAGGCCGUGUCGCCUAGCUCGGAUGUGUCUGAGCACACGCGAACAGAAAGUGUGAGUUCCGCAGAAGGCGAAGGAGCGGAAGAGAAGGGCCCGACGUCGAUGGUCGAUUCGCUCGUGUUCUUAUCAGCUCGAGUGGCCGAUGGGACGUGCUCUCGACCGAUCGUACUCGACUCGACGGUCAACCAGCAAAAACUGAUUGGCUCGAAACAGGCGAAGAAGAGCUUAGUAGGUUCCAAAAAGAGUGGGCAACCGAAGAAGGACGAUAUCGGCGAGCUAUUGGACCUGGAAAGUUUGAAUUUGCAGGAUAAGGAGAUCCAGGCAGACCAGCUCAAGAAGCUCGAGAUGAUCGGCGCGGGAGGCUUCAAGGAUGUGUACCGUGGGAUCUACAAGAAGGUGCCGGUGGCGAUCGCCGAGAUCCGUGGUCAUCUGACAGAGAUGGACCUCAAGGAGCUCCGGAUUCUACGCGACUUACGACACGAGAACAUCGUCCGCUUCAUCGGCGUCUGCGUCCCCACCGAGCCCAUCCCCUCCUCCUCUUCCUUAGCAGCUGGGACGACGACCAGCAAUGGCUGCUCGAAGAAGUUACCGGCCUCUGAGGACAAGAGUCGGCCCCAUUUACCUCCUAUCAUGGUCGUGACAGAGAUCUGCACAAACGGAGACCUCUUCGACUAUCUCCGUAAAACUCCCAACCCUGGCUUCCUCAAGAUCUGUCAGAUCUUUAGAGAUAUCUGUCGUGGAUUGGAUUACUUGCAUUCUCAUUCUCCGACUAUCAUCCAUCGCGACUUGAAGUCUUCUAACGUUUUGAUCACUAGUAAAGGGGUUGCUAAGCUGAACGACUUCGGCUUGGCUCGGAUCAAGAACUCGACCCGAUCGAUGGUCAAGUCCUUAGUAGGCACAGUAAACUGGCAAGCGCCAGAGCUGUGGGUUGCACAUCCGCGCUACAAUGAAAAGGUGGAUGUCUAUUCUGCUGGGCUGGUGCUUUGGGAAAUGUUGCAAUGGCAUCAACCGGUUAAACGGUAUCCGUUCGAAGGCCAAAAUGAACAUGGGAUUUACCAAGACGUAGGACAUCGACAAUUGAGACCAGCGACGGCUGGGAUGAGGAGACAAUGGGGCGACGAGAUCUUGAACUUGGUCGAGAAACUGUGGGCGCAAAAUCCGGUCGAUCGGCCUCGAAUGGAUCUCGUCCUUGAAGAACUCGACUCUAUCGUCACUCAGUUCAAGCAGAAAUCUGCCUCUUGAUUUUCUAUUCACCUCCGUUUUCUCUUGCUCAAAUGUUUGUUCUUCUUGUCGCUCGAAUGGCAACCCGGAUUUUUCGAGGUGAUGGUCGAUUACACCGCAGAGAAGGGGUUUUCUUUUCUAGAACUAAUUUGUGUUUGUGUAUGUAGCUAGUUUUGUCCUUGCAUUGUACAUCUGUUUGUGAUUUUUUUUUUCUUUUUUGCUUCUGGUUCCAUUCUCCAUCCUCGCAUCCAUUGUUAUAAACAUCCUCUAUUUUUCCCCCUUUUCUUUUGGGCAAGAGAUUUUUUUCCCAUGCAUCUUUGUUCAAUAGCUUAAUUGUUAGUCAAAAGUCUAUUUUUAUCUUCUUCUUUUUAUUCUACGCCCUGCUCUUGUAAAUCCAUGUAUGUAUUUCUGACAUCAUCAUCAUCAUCAUCAUCUCUAUCAUCAUUUCUCCUCUGACAUCUACUAGAUUACCUCCUCCUCCCACUUCUCCCUCCGUCUUACUAUCAGUCAAAUUACAUACAUACAAAAAAAAGAUUACUUUUUUUUUAUUGAUCAAUCUCUUAAUUCUACUCAAUUUAAUUUAUAGUUGGAAA